AUAAUCUGACGACGAGUGUGGACGCAUGUUUGUGCACGGCUUAUGCGUCGACGUAGUCGGUCCACAAUGGCCCCCGGCACGCCCAACCCCGCCAAGAUGCUCCUGCGCAAUGAGAUUUCCUCGCGCAUCGCAGCCCUCUCCGCUGAGGAGAAGAAAAGGCAAUCCAGGGUGGUGUAUGAAAAGGUUAUCAACCACCCCUGGUACAAGUCGUCGAAACGGAUCGCGCUGUACAUGAGCACAGACCAGGAGGUGGACACCUCGCCGCUGCUGCAGCACGUUAAGGCCAAGGGGACGGCCUUCGUGCCUCAGUACGCUGGAGGCCACAUGAAGAUGCUGCGAGUGGAAGCAGGAGACGAAGCCAGCAUGGAUGUAACCAAGCACGGAAUCGCUCAGCACAAAAAGGAUGCCGCCAGGGACGACGCUUUAGAGUCAGGAGGCCUGGAUCUCAUUAUCGCUCCAGGGUUGGCAUUCAGCAGAUCAGGCAGCCGUCUUGGCCACGGCGGCGGUUACUAUGACCGGUACCUCGCCAGGGUUAGAAGCAAUCCUGAGACUGCGCCCAAGGUUGUGGCUUUGGCUUUUAACUGCCAAGUGGUAGACGAAGUACCCGUCGACGAAAACGACCAAAAGGUAGACGAAGUCAUUGCUGCUGAUUGAAAUGCUCAUAAAUCUCAUAAAAUAUACAUAAUUAUUAUUAAUUAUACUCCAUAGAAAUAAGUGUAAAGGGGCCCACAGAAUACCAGUUCGCCGGACGAUAUCAGCCUGUCAGUUAAACGCAAAAGGUGACAGUUCCGAACAACUGACAGGCUGAUAUCGUCCGGCGAACUGAUAAUCUGUGGGCCCCUUAAUAACCCAUACAAGGUGUAACAAAGAUGUAAAUCCGUAUAAGGGCCUUUGCGGUAUUGUGUUCUGAUUAGGAAAAAAAUUAAGAAAAAUACUAUUGUCAUGUAUAGGGUAACAGUUCAGUAUAGUAUGAAAAAAAAUUCCGUGAUCAUAAUAUACAGGGUGUUACUGACCAUCGGGCUUUAAAUCCAGGGCUUGAUUCUACUCGCUAAACUGAGCUACUUUUAUUAUGGCACCAACCCCGGAAUCCCGAAAAUUUUUUUUACGUUUUCUUACAUUGUAUCUGAUCAGAUGUCGACGUUUUCUAUGGAAAAGCCAAAAAAAAAUCCCUGAUUUUAGGUUUGGUCCCAUAGUAAAAGGAGCUCAGUUUAGCGAGUAAAAUCAAGCCCUGGAAUUAUAGUUCGUUUUUUUUAGCAUUAGAAAGAACUCCACAGAAGCAAGCGUGCAGUUUUUAUCAGGCUCUUUAAUUGUUAAUAAUUAUUGAAUUAUCUAAUGUAACAUGGUCAAUACAUAUAAUUUACUUCAAAUUAUUACCGCUAAAAGUGCUGGAUUUGGAACCACACGCUUACUUCUGCGAAGUUCUUUCUAAUGCUAAAAAAUACGGACUAUAAAGCCCCAUGGUCAGACACAUACUGUAUUACUGAUCAGGCUUUUCUAUAUUAUGUACUCAUAUAGGUACUAAUGAUUAUAUUUUUGUGAGAAUUUUAACUUAUUUUAACAUAUUAUGCUGGUUUCUUUUCACUUUGUCAUUAUUCCCACCAAAUGUAUAGAUGUAUCUUUAAUAUUGUUUUGACAGUUUUAGAAUCGGUGUGCAUUAUUUUUUUAAUUAGGUAUCUACCUAUUG
This is a messenger RNA of Cydia fagiglandana, 1684 nucleotides long. RefSeq names its product 5-formyltetrahydrofolate cyclo-ligase-like (gene Mthfs). The record is from RefSeq and is a predicted model, not a curated record. Gene Ontology annotation, cellular component: mitochondrion. Bases 43 to 654 code for a protein of 203 amino acids. Lineage: Eukaryota; Metazoa; Arthropoda; Insecta; Lepidoptera; Tortricidae. Gene Ontology annotation, biological process: folic acid-containing compound biosynthetic process; tetrahydrofolate interconversion. Gene Ontology annotation, molecular function: 5-formyltetrahydrofolate cyclo-ligase activity. The transcript has 6 exons.